GUCCGACACGCGAUGAUCAUGACAUGUCACAAGCCUCGACUCUAGCUGGCGGCCUGAUGAACUUGCUUUCCAGGCGCUAGUCCGUGGCCAGAAUGCCCCCUCGUGGCAGGCCUAAGAAGCCACGCAUCACGCCGGCAGAUGCAGAGAAUGCUCGACAAGCUCGCUUGGCAGAAUAUCAGGGCAUACUCGCUCAAUCCGGGCAGCCUGAACCAUCAAUGCCUGGCCAGUUCCCCGACGAUGGGCAGACAUCGAUGAGUGCAGACUCGAGUGACGAGGCAUACUUUGCGAGACUGUACGCUGGCUCAAUCUACCAUGCACCUACCUUUAAAUACGACCUCGGCAAGUCGAGACACAUCGCAGCCCGACCGGUGCCUCAGCAUGUACCUGAUAAGGCCGAGAGGAUACAGGCAUACCUCGCCCAGCUACACGCCAGCCGGAUGGAAGCAGCGCCACCCACUAAGAUCAGACGAAUCGACAGCGGUCCUGCUGUUCCUUCAGACUUUCCGCGCGCUCGACCCAAGCCUGCCGCCGGCUUAUCGUCCCAUCCACAGCAGACUGCACACGAAACUUCGGAACCGAAGAGGGUGUCAGAGUCACUUGCCGGGGCAGAUUACAAUGUUCGAUUGGAACACCUUCGUCAGCAGGCAAAGGCGUCUGUCAGACCCAUCCCCAGCGUCGAGCCUGUCGAAUCUGCACCGUUCCCAGCUUCAACGAGCCAUGGUGGCGCAGUUCAACCAACGCACGAGACAGCGCGCGCACGAGAGCAGGCUAGACUGCAGAGAGCGCAAGCGCGCGCUCAAGCUCUUGGCCUCGUCGAGCCUGCUAUCGCUACAGCCAACAUCCCGUCCGCAAGCACGUCUACCAAUGUCGCCCAUCGGCACCUUGAGAAUGCUUUCCAUCCGAGUCUGGGCAUUUACUUCCGGAAGAGCGCGGUCAGACCGACAUUCAACGCUUUCCAUCGCACAACAGAGGAUGCGCUGUCACUCCAGGACAUCAUCGGACCCAAAGAUCGCAUCGAGAAGCUCGUCAUGUCUUCAUACGCGACCGAUCUCGAUUGGCUCGUAGCCCAUGUCUUGCCGCCUGAAUUGGGCAAGCAAGUCCUUUUGGCCUUGCCCGGGCCGGCAGAUGCGCCGAUCACGUCUUUUGUGCCGAAUCAUCCGCACAUCAAGCUGCACUGCCCUCCAGUCUGCCGAACGUCUGGCGCCAUGCAUAUCAAGCUCAUCCUCGUCGUCUACGAUGACUUUUGCAGAGUAGCAAUACCGACGGCCAAUCUUGUCCCGUAUGAUUGGCAACAGAUCGAGAAUGCCGUCUGGAUACAAGACUUUCCUCGUCAAGGCAGUUUGGCAAAGCCAACGCGGUUUGCGCAGACGCUCCACACGACCCUGCGGCUUCUUUGCAUCGAAGAAGACUCACGCAAUGCAGUCCUGCCGCUCGAUGUCGACUUUUCGGCCGGCAUAUCAGCUCGCAUGAUCCUUAGCACGCCCGGCUCAUCCAGUAGCGAGCCUAACGGCCACAAGCUUCUUGGCCAAGCCCUGCAAGACUUGCAUCUUCUGCCCGCUCGUGAUCAAGAUGUACGGCUCGAAUGUCAAGGCUCUUCUAUAGGCGCACUCAAUGACGAAUGGCUGCUCGAGUUCUAUUCCUCGAUCUGCGGCCGUCCGGUCCGCACCAUGUUUCCCAAGGUGCAGACUGCAAACUUUGAACCUCUCCGGACGCUGUUCCGCAUCGUCUUUCCGACUCUUCGCAACAUCGAAAAUACGCAUCUUGGCACAGCAGGCGGCGGGACACUGUUUUGCAAUCGAUCUACCUGGGAGAAUCGCCAUUUCCCGAAGGAAUGCAUGCGCCAAUCGACUAGCAAACGAGCUGGCGUUGUCAUGCACACCAAGAUGAUCUUGGCACAAUUCCGCAUGUCUCGGCAUGCCCAGUCAGAUCGACCACCGGGCUGGCUCUACGUCGGCUCACACAACUUUACGGCUGCCGCCUGGGGCAAAUCGACAGCAUCGAGCUUCAAAGUCAGCAAUUGCGAGCUUGGUAUAGUGAUGGCUCUGUCGCCUGGCGAGUUCGACAAGCAAGCCGACUUGCUGGUCACUUGGAAGCGGCCCCUCAGACCGUACGGCGGUGAUGACGUUCCCUGGUUUCAGCAUGAACAUCGAUGAGGAGCCAGCCGAGGAUAUUGUCUUUAUCUUGCUCUUGUCAGAGCAUGUUCAGAUGAACGGCCGGUGAUCGCGGUAUUGCUUGCCUUGUGGCAUCAGUGCUGGCUCUCUGGUGAGCUCAACUGUUCCAUCUGGUCUGACGGUGGCAAUCCGUGUGACCUCCUCACUCACUUCUCUCGUGUCUCUGCGGUCCAGCGUAGGCUGCCUUGUCAUGAGAAAGACUCGCCAGAAUGACGUACACUCGACUCGAGCUGUGCCGUCGACGUCUCUGACGGGCAAGCAUGAGAACUGUGGGAUCUUGAGGAAUCUCCUCGGCUCCUCUGUCGUCAUCACCUUGGUACUCGGG
This is a messenger RNA of Mixia osmundae IAM 14324, 2496 nucleotides long. RefSeq lists its product as uncharacterized. NCBI's taxonomy places the organism in Eukaryota, Fungi, Basidiomycota, Mixiomycetes, Mixiales, Mixiaceae. Bases 93 to 2153 code for a protein of 686 amino acids. The record is from RefSeq and is a predicted model, not a curated record. The transcript has 5 exons. Gene Ontology annotation, biological process: double-strand break repair; single strand break repair. Gene Ontology annotation, molecular function: single-stranded DNA binding; double-stranded DNA binding; 3'-tyrosyl-DNA phosphodiesterase activity. Gene Ontology annotation, cellular component: nucleus.